AUGGUUCAUAAUUCUUCUUAUGUGAAAUUGUUUUUUCUUUCAGGUUUAAAUGAAACAAUGAACUACAGAAUUGCUCUCUUCUCCGUCACAUUACUGUGUUACUGUUUUAUUUUGCUGGUAAACGUUGCUGUUAUUGUUGCCAUCAUCUUGGAUAAGAACAUGCAUGAACCAAUGUAUAUUCUAUUGUGCACUUUCUGCAUUAAUGGACUUUAUGGGACAACAGGUUUCUACCCAAAGAUUCUGUGGGAUCUGCUGUCUGCUGUUCAUGUAAUCUCUUAUUCUGGAUGCCUUGUUCAGGCAUUGGUGAUGUACUCAUUCGUCUGCAGUGAUUUGUCAAUUCUUUCAGUUAUGGCAUAUGACAGAUAUGUGGCAAUAUGUCGACCCCUGGUGUACCACUCUGUCAUGUCAAAGAAGAGACUUGUAUUGCUGGUAUCUUUCUCCUGGUUCACACCUUUUUGCAUUAUAGGCACAAAUAUUUUCCUCACAUCUAGAUUAAAGUUAUGCAGCCCAUAUAUUGCCAGACUUUUUUGUGUGAAUUGGGUCAUUGUGAAACUUGCUUGUUUCCCAGCUGACACUAUUGUUAACAACAUAGUUGCUUACACAACAAUAAUCCUUUACGUAUUUAAUGGUGUUUUCAUAGCUUGGACCUACGUUCAUGUAAUCAAAAUAUGUGUGAAUUCUUUAGAAAACAGGGCAAAGUUCAUGCAGACAUGUGUGCCACAUCUAACCUCCCUGUUGUUUUUUGUCAUUACUAUACUGUUUGAUGUAUUGUAUAUUAGAUUUGGUUCAAACUCUUUACCCCAAACAGUUAAAAAUUUUGUUGAAAUACAAUUUCUUUUCUUGCCUCCCAUUUUAAAUCCUCUCAUCUACGGGUUUAAAUUGACCAAAAUACGGAACAGAAUUCUGUGUGGGAUAAUAUUUAAAACUGAAUGA
This is a messenger RNA of Pungitius pungitius (ninespine stickleback), 933 nucleotides long. RefSeq names its product olfactory receptor 5AR1-like. The record is from RefSeq and is a predicted model, not a curated record. The transcript has a single exon. Gene Ontology annotation, molecular function: olfactory receptor activity; odorant binding; G protein-coupled receptor activity. Lineage: Eukaryota; Metazoa; Chordata; Actinopteri; Perciformes; Gasterosteidae. Gene Ontology annotation, cellular component: membrane. Gene Ontology annotation, biological process: G protein-coupled receptor signaling pathway; detection of chemical stimulus involved in sensory perception of smell. The coding region runs from base 1 to 933 and encodes 310 amino acids.